AAUUAGCACGUGUUUGUUUAAUUGCCCCUCAUGCUCUUACACACAUCUAAUCACUGACAAAUGCCCUCAAAGAAACAUAAAGGCGAUCAUAACUGUUUCUGAAUAAUUAAUUGUCAGUGAAAUUGCGUGGUUCUAGGGUUUCCAGUUUAUCAUUGUUCGUGUUUCGGGUCGAUGGGUGGCAAGGAAAAAGUGAACUUCUCAUCCAGGUUAUACUCGACGAGUGCCAGAACUUCACCUCACGCACACUAUAAGACCUGUGCUCACUCACUCUUUCUGUGAAAGGGCAGAAAGAGCUGCAUGAGCUUCACCCAGAGCUGAGUGAGACCGCUCCAGCCAGUUCAGAACAUUCUGGAUCUUCUAACAAACAGACACAAGACCAUGAGAGGAAGAUGCCUCGGGACAGUUUGAUCGCCUCUGAUAAUGACGCUGACAUUACCUUGGAGUUUGAAGGUGGUGAGGAAGGGGGGCACAAGGAAAGAAGACACCGUGAGAAAAGAAGAGAUGGAAGCAAAGACAGGAGGAAGAGGGGAAAUGGGAGGAGAAGGCAAGGAUCCAGAUCUGUAGAGAGAGAAAACGAGGAGGAAAGAGUUGGGGAAAGAGAGAAAGAAAGGAAAAGAAGAGUCAAAAAGGAUCAGGAAGCAAAAAAAAGAGACAAGGAGGAGGGGGAUCGUGCUCAGACGAGAAGUGAAAAAACUGCAAAAGCAAAAAAGAAUAUUAAAAAUGAAAAAAGAAGAAGGUCAGAGAAAGAAGGAGAGGCAGGAGAAAGAACAGAAAAAGGUAAGAAGAAAGUGCAAAGUGCCAAAAAAGAGAAGAGUGUGAACCACGGGACAAAAGAUAAAACACACGAAGAGAAGAAAAAAAAGCGCAAGAAGGUUUUAGAAACAAGCUCAGAACAAGAGACGAGUGAGGAAGACUCAGAGGAUAAAGAAGACAGUGAAGAUGAGGAGGUAAAGCCUGAGAGUCUGUCCCCAGAAGAGCUGGAGAAGCUGAAGGAGGCAGUAGACGACAAGAAAAAGCUGAUCCAAAGUUUGAGGGGGAAACCCUGGCCAAUGAAGAAGAAGCUUGUUACUUUGCGGGAGUCUCAGGAGUUUCUGGAGAAAUACGAGGGAGCUCUGGGGAAAGGAAAAGGCAGGAAACUCUAUGCAUACAAAGUCAUGAUGAUGAAGAAGUGGAUGAAGUUCCAGCGAGACUUUGAAAACUUCAAAACUGCCUGCAUUCCAUGGGAGAUGAAAAUCAAAGAGAUAGAAAGUCAUUUCGGCUCCUCGGUUGCCUCAUACUUCAUCUUCUUAAGGUGGAUGUAUGGCAUCAACAUGAUCUUAUUUGGUCUGACCUUCGGCUUGGUUAUGGUUCCAGAGGCAUUGAUGGGGCGACCGUAUGGGAGCAUCCCAAGAAAGACUGUACCCAGAGCUGAGGAGGCCUCUGCCAUGGACUUUGCUGUCCUCUGGGACUUUGGGGGUUAUGCCCAAUAUUCUGUCCUCUUCUAUGGUUUCUACAGCAACCAGCGUGCCAUCGGCUGGCUCAAGUUCCGCAUGCCUUUGUCUUACUUCUUAGUUGGUGUGGGGACAGUGGCUUACAGCUAUAUGGUUGUUAUAAGAACGAUGGCUCGUAAUGCAAACGAGUCUGGAGUUGGAGAUGACAACAGUUUCAACUUCAGCUGGAAGAUGUUUACCAGCUGGGAUUACCUGAUAGGGAACCCCGAAACGGCAGACAAUAAGUUUGCCUCCAUCACCACUAGCUUUAAGGAGGCAAUAUUAGAGGAGCAAGAAAGUCGAAAGGACGACAACAUCCAUCUGACUCGCUUCCUGCGAGUGCUGGCAAACUUUCUGGUUUUGUGCUGCUUGGCUGGAAGCGGAUAUCUCAUUUAUUUUGUUGUGCGGCGCUCUCAAAAGUUUGCCUUAGAUGGUUUGGAAAAUCACACCUGGUGGGAAAGAAAUGAGGUGAACAUGGUCAUGUCACUGCUGGGGAUGUUCUGCCCCAUGCUUUUUGACGUCAUCAGCACCCUGGAGAACUACCAUCCACGUGUCGCCCUGCAGUGGCAGCUGGGUCGCAUCUUCGCCCUCUUUUUGGGAAACCUGUACACCUUUAUCAUUGCACUCAUGGAUGAGAUUAAUGUUAAAAGAGAUGAGGAAAAAAUAGUAAAGUUUAACAUAACCAUGUGGGAAGCAAGUCUUUAUAAUGGUACAGUAUCAGAAAACUUCACCGCUCCACCCAUCACCAUCCACCCUGCUGAUGUGCCCCGAGGACCCUGCUGGGAGACCAUGGUAGGCCAGGAGUUUGUUCGGCUGAUCAUCUCUGAUACCAUGACGACUUACAUCACGCUGCUGAUUGGGGACUUCUUACGGGCCGUUCUUGUACGUUUUCUGAACCACUGCUGGUGCUGGGACCUUGAAGCUGGAUUUCCAUCCUACUCUGAGUUUGACGUCAGCGGGAACGUCCUGGGCCUCAUCUUCAAUCAGGGAAUGAUAUGGAUGGGGGCCUUCUACGCUCCCUGCCUGCCUGCCUUAAACGUCCUGCGGCUGCAUGUGUCCAUGUACCUGCAGUGCUGGGCUGUGAUGUGCUGCAAUGUGCCACAGGAGCGAGUCUUCAAAGCUUCAGGCUCUAACAACUUCUACAUGGCCAUGCUGCUGGUCAUUCUCUUCCUCUCCACUCUGCCUGCUAUCUACACCAUUGUCACUAUCCCCCCUUCCUUUGACUGUGGACCCUUCAGCGGCAAGAACCGGAUGUUUGAUGUGAUCCAAGAGACGUUGGAGUCUGACUUUCCAGCCUGGUUCAGUAAAGUGUUCAGCUAUGCUUCCAAUCCUGGUCUAGUGCUGCCCUUCAUAUUACUUAUGGUAUUGGCCAUUUAUUACCUGCAAUCUACAUCUAAAAGCUACAAAGAAGCAAAUGUGGAACUGAAGAAAAAACUUCAAAUGCAAAAUGAAGAAAACAAGAAGAAAAACAAGAAGGCCGCACAAAAAGCACUAAUGGAUCUGGAGGAGGCAAGAAAGGUUGCACUGGAGUCUGCAGGCCAUCAGAGAAACAACAAUGCUUCAUACCAGGGUCAGCAGGCCAGAGAGAUGCAACCAGCCACAAGAGUCCCAAGAACCAUCAACCACAGGAGCCACGGGAACCCAGGAUAUCUGCCCAAUUUCCCUCUGCAAAACGAAACCAUGAUCCGCCGGGCACCGAGCCUACAGAGACACUGAAUGAAUGGAAAGGAACGCACAGCAAAGCACUUUACAGAGAGACUCAUGUUUGGAUUUAAAAAAAGAAAUGAGCAUGAUGUCCAUUUGUGUAUUCUUUUCUAACUAUAAAAAUAAUGUGUUCAAAAGUUUUAAAGCAAAGUGGAUAUUCAGCUUUUUAUUUCUUUAAAACUAUAAAACUUUUUAUUACGCUUAGAUUAAUGUAUUUUUUUUUUCUUUGUCCAAUUUUGUCUACCACCAGUUUAGAGUCAUUUGUCAAAAAAAGAUGUUAUGGACGGCUUAAUUUUCAUAAAGUGUUGGAGCUCCAAACACAGCGACUGAUCAGUUAUUCACCCUUUAAAAUGGAUGCAGUUUAAUGAGUACAAAACAGUCAUUUAAAUUCUCAUUGUGUAUCUGAGAUGUCUGAUAAAAAAACGUAUCAUGUGUCUCGUGUUUGAUUGGACUGUGUGCUGCUGGGCAUGAAAGAAAGAUCCUAUCAACCCAUUAUCUGAUUACUCACAUGAUUCUCUACCUGCUCUGAGACAUUUAGUCCAACAGGGGGAGUUCUAAAGGGUGUUACUGAUGUGGAAUUGUUUACCCUUUUUAGGUUGUAAGAAUGUUAAGAACCAGGAUUUUAUUUAUUGUUUUUAUGUUUAUAAACUUUAACCAGUAAGUGGUUAAUUGUAAAAUGGUGAUAAGAGACAUUUUUUAAAA
Molecule: messenger RNA, 3875 nt
Organism: Oryzias melastigma (Indian medaka)
Lineage: Eukaryota; Metazoa; Chordata; Actinopteri; Beloniformes; Adrianichthyidae
Gene: tmc1
Product: transmembrane channel-like 1
Exons: 20
Coding region: 390-3185 (931 amino acids)
Biological process (GO): vestibular reflex; detection of mechanical stimulus involved in sensory perception of sound
Cellular component (GO): plasma membrane
Molecular function (GO): mechanosensitive monoatomic ion channel activity
Source: RefSeq, a predicted model, not a curated record